Messenger RNA from Physcomitrium patens, 3816 nucleotides. RefSeq names its product putative aconitate hydratase, cytoplasmic. The record is from RefSeq and is a predicted model, not a curated record. NCBI's taxonomy places the organism in Eukaryota, Viridiplantae, Streptophyta, Bryopsida, Funariales, Funariaceae.
CCCUACAGCAUUGAACUGCGCUUCCAUUGCACCGAGUACUCCACUGGUGUCCGAGGAGGCUCCCCUAAUUCCUCUGGCCCUCUCUCUCUUUCUCACUCUCUCAAAUUCCUCGCUAAGCUUUGUCCCCCCCCCCGCCGGCUCAUGCUGUGCUCCCCUCCUCUCCUCCAUGCGCCUGUCGCGUCUCCCCCUGCCUCCUCGUCUGCCUGAUCGCUCAUUCACCAUGCCCCUCUUCAUGUAUGUUUGUCGUUCCCUGCGUCAGCAUGGGUGCUCCUCCAAGUUCCCUCUCUCCCUUGGCCAUCGUGCCGCUUCGUCUGCUGCCUCAGCUGGCUCCAUCCGUUCAGGAGUGCCCUCUUUCCGGUCCACUCCUUCUCAGCCCCGGUUGUCGCCGGAUUCCGCAGGUUCCAGAUUGUUUCGCACUAUAGUUUCUGCUUCCUACUCCGCUGACGAAUGCCGAGCAGCAGUCGCUUCUGUUGGUCGAUCUAGUCCUCGAGCUCUCUCCCCAACCAUGGUUCCCACCACGACCACCGUGCCUGGCUCGAGGAUGGCCUCUACCCAAGCUUCCGAGAAUCCGUUCUCUAGUCUGAUUACUGAUUUGCCGAAACCUGAUGGAGGCAGCUAUGGAAAAUUCUACAGCCUUGUGAAAUUAAACGAUCCGAGGGUUGACUCGCUGCCCUAUUCUAUUAGGUACCUGCUGGAGGCUGCAAUUCGAAACUGCGAUAACUUCCAGGUCACCAAGGAGGACGUCGAGAAGAUUGUGGAUUGGGAGAAGACUGCACCCAAACAAGUCGAAAUUCCCUUCAAGCCUGCACGAGUCAUUCUACAGGACUUCACCGGAGUACCAGCAGUAGUCGAUCUAGCCGCGAUGCGUGAUGCGAUCACGCGCUUGGGCGGCGAUCCGGACAGGAUCAAUCCUUUGGUACCCGUGGAUUUGGUCAUUGACCACUCAGUGCAGGUUGAUGUUGCUCGUUCUGCCAACGCCCUCCAGGCAAACAUGGAGUUGGAGUUCAGUCGCAACAAGGAACGAUUUGGUUUUCUGAAAUGGGGAGCUACAGCUUUCAAGAACAUGCUUGUGGUUCCACCAGGGUCCGGGAUCGUGCACCAGGUCAACCUGGAGUAUCUGGCCCGAGUUGUGUUCAACAGUAACGGCAUCCUCUAUCCGGACACUCUUGUGGGAACAGAUUCGCACACUACCAUGAUCGAUGGGCUCGGCGUUGCGGGUUGGGGAGUGGGAGGAAUCGAGGCCGAAGCCGCUAUGCUUGGACAACCGAUGAGUAUGGUCUUGCCUGGUGUUGUGGGGUUCAAACUGAAUGGCAAGCUACGGACUGGAGUGACAGCCACAGAUCUAGUGUUGACUGUAACUCAAAUUCUGAGGAAGUUUGGAGUGGUGGGGAAGUUUGUGGAGUUCUACGGAAAGGGGAUGUCGGAGCUGACCCUGGCCGACAGGGCAACGAUCGCGAAUAUGUCCCCGGAGUACGGUGCUACCAUGGGUUUCUUUCCGGUCGAUCGUGUGUCUCUGGAUUAUCUGAAGAUGACAGGACGGGAUGAGAAGAAGGUCGAAGAGAUUGAAGCUUAUCUGCGGGCGAACAACUUGUUCAUAGACCAUGAGAAGCCGCGAAAGGAUAACACUUAUUCAGCCUACUUGGAGUUGGAUCUGGACACAGUGGAGCCAUGCAUCUCUGGCCCGAAAAGGCCGCAUGAUCGGGUUGCGAUCAAGGACAUGAAGCAGGAUUGGCAAAGUUGUUUGGAUAACAAGGUCGGCUUCAAGGGGUUUGCCAUUCCCAAAGAUCAGCAGGAAAAGGUUGCGAAGUUCACAUAUGAAGGAAAGCCUGCGGAGUUGAGGCACGGCAGCGUAGUCAUUGCCGCCAUUACAAGUUGUACCAACACGUCGAAUCCUAGCGUAAUGCUCGGGGCUGGCCUAGUGGCAAAGAAAGCGACGGAACUUGGACUGGAGGUCAAGCCGUGGGUCAAAACCAGCCUGGCACCAGGUUCAGGGGUCGUCACCAAGUACUUGGAGAAAAGUGGAUUGAACAAGUAUCUCGACAAGCAAGGGUUUAGUCUGGUCGGCUAUGGUUGCACAACUUGCAUCGGCAAUUCAGGCGAUGUUCACGAAGCCGUCGCUGAAGCAAUCGCAGCAAAUGAUAUGGUUGCUGCAGCUGUGCUAUCGGGCAACCGGAACUUUGAGGGACGUGUUCAUCCGUUGACUCGUGCCAAUUACCUUGCGUCGCCUCCUUUGGUGGUAGCGUACGCGUUUGCUGGAACGGUGAACAUAGACUUCGAGAAAGAUCCCAUCGGAGUAGGCAAGGAUGGGAAGAACGUCUUCUUGAGAGACAUUUGGCCUUCCAACCAGGAGGUUGCCGAGGUGGUGGCAACCUCGGUCCUACCGGAGAUGUUUCAGGAGACAUACCAAACCAUCACACAAGGCAACACAAUGUGGAACGGCUUGGAUGUCCCUGCGGGAGCGCAGUAUGCGUGGGAUCCGAACUCUACAUAUGUUCACGAGCCUCCGUUUUUCAAGACCAUGUCCAAGGAUCCCCCUGGUGGUAUGAGCGUGAAGGAUGCGUUCUGCCUGUUGAAUUUCGGUGACAGUAUCACCACCGACCACAUCUCACCGGCAGGCAACAUCAACAAAGACAGUCCUGCUGCGAAGUAUCUGAUGGAUCGCGGAGUGGAGCGCAAGGAUUUCAAUUCGUACGGAAGCAGGCGCGGCAACGAUGAAAUCAUGGUGAGAGGGACGUUUGCGAACAUUCGGAUCGUGAACAAAUUCCUGAAAGGCGAAGUUGGGCCGAAGACCGUGCACGUGCCAACACAGGAGAAGAUGUUCAUUUACGACGCUGCCAUGAAAUACAAGGAGGAGGGCCACGACACGAUCAUCUUGGCGGGGGCGGAGUACGGCAGCGGCAGUUCUCGGGACUGGGCUGCGAAGGGUCCGUAUAUGCAGGGCGUCAAAGCGGUGAUUGCGAAGAGUUUCGAGCGGAUCCAUCGCAGCAACCUGGUGGGCAUGGGGCUGAUUCCGCUGUGCUUCAAGGAGGGCGAGGACGCCGAGACGCUGGGUUUGACUGGGUUCGAGAGAUACACUAUAGAGAUGCCACCGCUGAAGGACAUCAAACCGGGCAUGGACAUCAGGGUGAAAACGGACAACAACAAGGAGUUUAUGUGCGUGCUGCGAUUCGAUACGCAGGUGGAGCUGACGUACUUUUCGCACGGGGGAAUUCUGCAAUACGUGUUGCGCCAGCUGCUGAACAAGUGAUCGGGUUUCUCCAGGGACUACAGGGUAGGAUUACACUGAUGACCGUAGGUGCGUAGGUUAGAUAGGCAAUAGGACCGGGAUGCUUCGGCGGGAGAUCCAACACAGACAGGACUUUGAAGCCCAGGAUACACCUUGGAUGUGCACGUGUCUAAUGCACUCAGAGGAUCGUUCUGUUCCUCAUCCGACGACUCAUCCAGGUGAUUCAUGAAGCAUGAUUCAAUAACCCUCCUGUUAGCUCUGCACUUCUCUCCUGUAUCUGUAUCUGUACCUGUAUCCUUUUUGUACAUGUACGGAGGGUGGUGCAUAUGGGUCCUCUUUCCUGUAGAUUGGCAUCGCCUCCUUUCAAUUUGGCCAUCGAUUCAGUGACCUGAUGGAUACAAACUAAGACAGAAUCAUGGUGGCUGGUUUUGAGACUUUAGGCCAGGAUAGUGGUGAGCACCUUCUAGGCCAGACAUAGCCAGUUGUUACAUUGACCAUGGUACCUGCCGGUCAUAAUAUUUUUGUGACUCUUUCCCAUCACAUCGCUUUUGUCGAUGCCAAUAUAUGUGAACAAGACCUGGUUCAAUCAU